This is a messenger RNA of Atta colombica, 2028 nucleotides long. RefSeq names its product serine/threonine-protein kinase fray2-like. NCBI's taxonomy places the organism in Eukaryota, Metazoa, Arthropoda, Insecta, Hymenoptera, Formicidae. The transcript has 10 exons. The record is from RefSeq and is a predicted model, not a curated record. Bases 124 to 1431 code for a protein of 435 amino acids.
UGGGCAACUGUUGCUCAACAAAAUAAAAUAAGUUUUCUGCAAUCUGUCACUGUGCGAAGAUUUAUAUCGUAGUUACGUUCUGGCCGGAAUUUAUUUUCUACUUGCUCGUAAAGUUUUAGUGCAAUGAAUCCUAUGCGAUCGACAACUUUCCGGAGCGGUGAGGAAUCAAGAUCAACACGUAACGAAGAUAAUACUUUUGCAGUUUUACGUUCAAGAACCGAAGAAGAGAAGCAAAGACGCAGACGAGAAUGGCAACGCCAGCAAGAGCGAGAGAGACAACAUGAAAAAUUGAAGCAGCAAAAAAUUUUAGAAUAUGAAAGGAAACGUGCACAAGCUUUAAAAAAAUAUGCUGAGGAAAAAUCGUCACGUCACAGUCAAAGUAAAAGUGAUAGUGAGUCUCCCACGCAUGUUCGAUACAGAGGUAGAUCUACAUCAACUGCUUCCAAAUCUGGUAGCCUCCAUGAAAAAUUAGAUGAAUCUACAAGUGGAACAGUACCUUUAUUUAGAGGUCCUCAGAAUGCACAGAUUGAUACUUCGGAACUACGUCGAAUUAAAGUAGAUAUUCAUAGGAAUAUUCCUGCAAAAGGACCUGUUACCGAAUUAGAAAGAGCUAUACUUAAUCCUGAAGAUGUGAUCGUCAAGAGAAGAGAGGGAGAGGGAUGUAAACCAAUAUUCGAUAGGGAAGAAUUAAAAAAGAUUAUAAACAAGACUAAUGAAAUAGAGGAACGACGCACAGUUGUAGCCAUAGAUAAAGAACAAUCGGCCUCGACAAUCAAGUCACGUUCUUUGAGGAAACGUUCUUUAUCUUCGAGUCCUAUUAGGAAUCGUGUCUAUUCUGGAUACCCAUCUUCCUAUCAAUCCAGUCGUCGCGUGGAUUUGAAGCACCAGGAUAAGACAGAAAAAUGUGAUACUCGUAAAGAUGAUGGGAGAAGCGAUUUAGAGAAACGCAGAGAAUAUAAAGAGAAAUAUACCGAAAGAGAUGGCGCAAAUAAGCAUGAUAAUAAUCGAUCGCGUUCUAGAGAACGAAACUCACAUUCCAGGCCAUUUAUUGAAGAGAGAUCUUAUCGCGACAGAUAUCGUGAAAGAUCGAAUGAACGUUCUUAUGAAAGAAGAGAUAGAGAUAGGGAGAGAAACAGAGAAAGAGAUAGGAAUAGAGACAGAACUAAAACUAGAGAUAGAUCCAGGGAACGAAGAGAUAUAGCGCCACAUUAUAUCGAAUCGCCAAUACCUGUACCUAUCUAUUAUGGUAGUUUUCCUCCGAGACCUAUCGUAGUAAGCCCUAUGGUUCCAUUAAGAGGACAAAUUCCUCCUAUGGGAAGAGGCAGACAUCCUACUUUAAUGGCACAAGUUAGACCAUUUCCACCAAGAUUUCCUCCAGAUAUGUACAGAUUGGGACAUCCACCUCCAAAUCCAAGAUAUGGACCAUUUUGAAACGAUGGAUAUCUUUAUACAUUAUCGAGAACAUUUUAUGAAGACAAUAUCAAUAUAUAAUCUAUUUUAAUAUUUGCUAUAUAUUUGUGAGGACCUAUUGGCUAAUAUAUUUUUCAGUUAUUUAUUACUAUCUUAGAUAUACAUUUAAGAUUUUACUGUAUUAGAGAAUGUAAAAUGAAGCUAUCCCAAGUAGCACACAGCGCUUAACAAAGCGCUAAAAAAUCGCAUACAAUCGCUUUACAAGUGCUGCUGUACUACUUGGAAUAUAUCCACGAUGCCAGAAAUUGUUCCGAGAUCUCCAAAAAAAAGUUGGCCAAUUGCUCAAUUGAUUGAAUUGUUCGAACAUAAUUUGUUAAUUCUUUUUUUAUCUGAGAUCUCGAAACAAUUUCUAGCAUCGGAAACAUAAGGCUUUAGAAUGAAUAUUAUACUGUUUAGAUUGAAUAAUUUAUUCAUAGGUUUGUUUGCGUUGUUUGAAAUUCCCAAGAAUUUUGACACUUAAAAAGAUGAAGAUUGAGAUAAAUAUAUAUUUGAGAGAGAGAGAGAGAGAGAGAGAGAGAGAGAGAGAGAGAGAGAGGGGGGGGGGGGGAGAAAAUGAAG